CCGCAUCCAGUGCAGCCCCAGCUCAGGCUCACUUGGCUGGAGACAUCUGCUACUGGAGGAUGUUCUCUUGCUGCCUUCUCACCUCUGGGGGCUCUGGCUCCCAGGAACCCCAGGGGUGCGGCUUGUUCCUAUGCUGUAGGCAGUGGCUCCACCAUAAAAACCAACGCGUCAGGGCGGUGAUCCGGAGGCGCCGUCAGAGCUCCACCCGGGUCGUGGGGCGCGAGCGGGAGGAAGGGGUCGUCUGCCCCACCGCCUCCAGGAGCAGGGAGGUGCCCUGUGCAGCUAACAGAGGCCAGCGCAGGCUCAAGGGUGCAGGGGCCACGGCCGGGAAGGGGCGUCCGAUCUGCCCGACCAAGCCCAGCCGGACGGAGCUGCUGGAGCACGAAGUCCGACAACUGCUGCUCGCCUUGCUGCGCCGGGACGUCAUCUCAAUUUUCAACUUUUUGGAGGAUUAUCGUACAUUCGCCACCACGGACGAGGUGCUGGACCUGCUGUUCACCGAGUAUGGGUGCAUUGAGGCUGUGUAUGGUGACAACGAUGUGGUCCUGCAGCGCUGGAAACUGGCCAUCUCCUGCAUGAUGGAAAUAUGGCUGGAUUAUUAUCGGGACGACUUUUAUCAGCUCCCAAAAUUUCCCUCCCUUAUGAAAUUUCUGGAAUUCAUAAGACAGCACAUGCCAGGCUCAGACGUGGAACUCCGGGCCCGGCGUUACCUCCAGCAAUUCAGACGCCUCCAUGCAGCGGAGCCAGAGGCUGGGGCUUCGGCCCGAGGAAAACACCUUGAAGCAGCUCAGGAGCGUGCCCCAGCUCUGACCGUGGGGCCUGCUGCCCCGUCGGGGCCUGAGGGGAUCGAGGCCGUCCUGGCUGCUGAGGGUGAGGGCUUGGCCCGCACUGAGGUGCCCACUGGGGAGGCGAAGCCCCUAGAGAUAGUGGUCACUGCUCUAGUUCACUGCUCUGCACUGGAGGAGCCCCCUGAAUCCCUGGGAGCCCUGGAGGAGGAGCAGGCGCCACCCCCUGCUCUCGAGGUCGUGGAUGUGCCCGAGCCGCCUCCUAACUUGAUGGAGCAACUAGACUUGGGGCCAGAGCAACCCUGUGAACUACCUCGGGAGCCUGCCCCAGCUUCUGCCGAGGGGCUCGUGGUCGCUGCAGCCCAAUGGAGCCUUUCCCUCCCCGUCAUUGCGCUGUUCCUAUAUUUUAUGAUUUUCAUAAACCUUCUGUAAGGGCUUAUGUAUUUUAUUUUUAAUAAAGGAUAAGUUAACUUGGU
Messenger RNA from Canis lupus familiaris (dog), 1261 nucleotides. RefSeq names its product ral guanine nucleotide dissociation stimulator-like. The transcript is spliced from 6 exons. The record is from RefSeq and is a predicted model, not a curated record. Lineage: Eukaryota; Metazoa; Chordata; Mammalia; Carnivora; Canidae. The coding region runs from base 60 to 1217 and encodes 385 amino acids.